CAUGCAGAGAGGCUAGAUUCGCAUCGAGCGUCCGCUCUGCAACUAGACUACGCUUCCCAGAAAGCCGAAGGACGGGGACCGGCAGGGCUCAGGCCCUCGUGCCGAGAUAACAGGUCGAGACUCCGCAGCGCGGCGGGAAGAGAAGCUGACUAGGAAGGUUUCUCGCUCUUUCGCUGGCUGGGUGAUUUCUCACAGCCUCCAGCCAUGCGGCUCUCUGCCCUGAUGGCCUUGGCAUCGAAGGUCUCUCUGCCCCCCAACUACCGCUAUGGGAUGAGCCGCCCAGGCUCCCUGUCAGACAAAAGGAAGAAUCCUCCAGGGACUAGGCGGCGCCGGGUGGCCGUGGAACCCAUCUCUGACGAAGAUUGGCACCUGUUCUGUGGAGACAGGGUGGAGAUCCUAGAAGGCAAGGAUGCCGGGAAACAAGGCAAAGUGGUUCAAGUUAUCCGGCAGCGAAACUGGGUGGUCCUGGAGGGACUGAAUACACAUUACCGCUACGUUGGUAAGACCAAGGAUUACCGGGGAACCAUGAUCCCUAGCGAAGCACCCUUGCUCCACAACCAGGUCAAACUUGUGGAUCCUGUGGACAGGAAACCCACUGAGGUAGAGUGGAGAUUUACUGAAGCAGGAGAGCGGGUACGAGUCUCCACAAGAUCAGGAAGAAUUAUCCCCAAGCCUGAUUUUCCCAGAACUGAUGGCAUCGUCCCUGAAACAUGGAUUGAUGGCCCUAAGGACACAUCAGUGGAAGAUGCUCUAGAAAGAACCUAUGUGCCCCGUCUAAAGACACUGGAAGAGGAGGUGAUGGAGGCAAUGGGCAUCCAAGAGACUCGGAGACACAAGAAGGUCUAUUGGUACUGACCUGGGGAGAGCAGCUUCUCCCCUCCUCAUCUUAGCCUUCAGGCCGGGCCGUCUCUCUUCAGGCACCAAUAAAGAGCCAUGAAUACA
Molecule: messenger RNA, 942 nt
Organism: Manis pentadactyla (Chinese pangolin)
Lineage: Eukaryota; Metazoa; Chordata; Mammalia; Pholidota; Manidae
Gene: MRPL24
Product: mitochondrial ribosomal protein L24
Exons: 6
Coding region: 205-855 (216 amino acids)
Biological process (GO): translation
Cellular component (GO): ribosome; mitochondrion
Molecular function (GO): RNA binding; structural constituent of ribosome
Source: RefSeq, a predicted model, not a curated record